UGUCAUUUACAGUGGACGUGGGGAAGGUAGGGAAGAACCAAAGAAUAGUAAAUAUGUUUAGCUAACUGUACAAAUUAAGUUUUUAAACAACAUAUAUUUAAAGUUCUCGACAGACAUGCACAAAGAAGACUUGUUUUAGUGUUGUUCAGGUAAGUUAUUGCAGUAGAAUUCGCCUUUUUGAGAUGCAAGAUAACUGCGAGAUAGCUGCUAAAUGAGCUCGAGCAGCAUACGAGCUAAAAUUAAAGGAAGUUUAUCCUCUGUUUUCCAGAAGCGGAUAUCUUGGCGAUAUUUUUCCUGAAUGUGAUACGAAGCAGCAGAAUGUCAGCUCCCACCAACUCGCUUCAACAGCAGUCCACAGUCAGACGUAGCAAUGCAGGGUCCCCCAGUUUAUCCAACAGCUGCCGUUUGCACCCCAUCCGUGCUACUGUGCCCUACCAGCUCCUACGCGGGGGCCAGAGCAGCCCGACACGCUCUCCGUCUCACUCUGUUGGAGGCAACAAUGGACCGACAAAUAGCCGUGGGUCAUCUCCCCCAAAUGCGACACUGAAUCUUGGAGUAAAUUGCACUACUGCCACGAGACAGAGACUGUCUCCUGAAAAUAGGGUCUCGCACUCACCUGACCGGGGUCCAAACUCACCCGUUUGUAGAGGUAAAAUAUUGUUAUAUUAACCAUCUACCACAUGCUACGAUAUCGAUGUAUUCAGGACAAAUGCACCCUUUAGCUUGCUCUUGGUGAUGGUCAAGAGAUUGUAGGCCUUUUGUAUUCCUGUAAUACAGUGUUUGCUAUGCAUUUUAUAGAUGAAUUAAUUUGUACAAUAUUGAUGGAUUAAUGAGACUCACUGGGCCCUAUUCAGUCACCCUGACAGGGAAUAGGUCCCUAGGUUUAUAAGGUAAGUGAAAAACGUAAUUUGUCUUGUGCUGAUUAGGAUUCAUGUAAUAUAUAAUUUGUAAAAAACCUCACCAGCAUAUUAGUUUUGAUUGAAUAUAUGGCCCCAGAGUUACACAAAAGGGGAAGUAGGCCCAUACGUAGGCCUACUACUACAGUAUGUCACUAAUAAGGAAGCUUAUAGUGUCCUCUCCUCUUACACUCCUGCUGCUUAUGGACUAUUGACAGAAAAGGGGAGGAGAUCAUUGGCAGCAAAACAUGCUUAUGGGUUGAAAAGGGACGUAGAACCUGAGAAUCGUUGUUGAACAAACAGUCAGGUUACAGGUAUAUGACCUACUCCCUUUCAACUGUAUUGUACACAUCGAGAACAUAUUGUGAGCCCUAUGUUAUGGAGAAUGGAAGUGAGUGGUGUGACAUUUCAUGGCUCUAUUGGUUCAACCUGAGCCAUUGUUCCUUUCAGGUGAUAAGGAGAUGGAGGGUGGACUGAAGGGCGAGAUGGGAGGCUAGACUACUCUAAAUCCUGUUUCUGAGACAGGCUCUCCUGCCAAAUAUUGAUGUUGCCUCUGGUAUUGAGACUGAUUAUAUUUAUCUUCCCCAACACAAUAUUUUCUGGAACACUUUAGUUGUAUUUCUCAGCAAACCCUCUAUGCAGUAAAACGCAAGACACACAAAGCAUCCAGUUAAUGUCUGCUUGCCUUUGUGAAGCAGAAAUCUCUGAAUACCAUUAGAUUUUUCUGUCACAGCUUGGAGACUGCGUCGAACCUGUUCUGUGACUCCAAAUCUGCAUCCAGGACUAUGUUGUACUCACUAUGCAACAAGGUAUUUUUACUACAAUGACCUCCGGCACUUUACGAGGGCAGGUCAUUAAUCACCAUGGUUCAACCAGUGACAGCCAUGACACUCCAGCUGUCUUGACGCUCUCCUACAUCAGUGGAGUAUAAUGGCGUCCGCCUUACCUUUCCCCAAGAUGGCAGCCUCCUUGUCUCUGAGCUGCAUUGCGGUUAUUGUGGGGUUGGUAACUCUAUGUUCGGGAAAAUGGCAUGACAUGCCUUGCAUUCGCUGGUCCUCAGAAUGAGAUGACCUUCAACCCUGAGCAGUGUCCAGUCACAUAGGUCGUGAUGGAGACUUGAUCCGCUGUUGGAUGGCAGUGACCUCCCAGUCGAAACAAGGCUAGUUUGUUUCAUGUGAUGUCAUCUGCUAGCUAGGGGUAGGAGGUGCAUUGCAUUGCGACAAGUGGAAUUGGGAUAGCACUGGGAAGUGCACAGGGAUGGAAAUGGACAUUUGUACAUGUAUUGUUCAUCUUUCAUUGUCAAACGGAAAUAUGGAGCUAUUUUUAUUUGAGCGUUUCCUCAGAAUUGUAUGCUAUUUGCAGUGAACACUGAAGGGAAUUUGUGGUGAAUUUGUGGUUUUGUCUUUUGAGGCAUCUGACUAAUUAAGGUUAAACAUUAAAGUGGACAAUACAUUGUGUCCUUGUCAGCCAUGCAGCUCUGUGAUUGGAACAUUGGAGAAGUUAACUAGUGGGCAUCUUCCUUUCAGUCAGUCAGCAUGUUAAUUCGCUUCACUCAUCUCAUCUGAGCUAGGUGGUGGUGAAAGGGUCGCCAGGACAACGGGCCAGGGUGAAGGCCAUGGAGAAGGGUGACAUUCCACCGCAUGACCUUUAGGUUCACACUAUGACAUCAUCCCCACACUAGGCCAUCCCAAUGGCCACAACAAAGAAACUCCCCUUCACUGUCAAAGUGCCAGCUGUGCUGAAAUGGCCUUCCUCAUUGUCACACAUCCCCAAACUGCAGAGUAAGAGUAAAUUGGAAAACAAGCAUGUUGUUAAACCUAGAACCCAGCCUAAAAUCUAUCAACUUUGGUAGAAAGUUCACUAUUUUUGAAAAGGUUGAUUUGAAAAUUGUGAAAGGGACCGUAUGCAUACUAAAAGCCAUAAAAUGAUCUGACUUUAUUUUGUUCUUGAGAGCCUAAAUUUAGCAAAGUGGAGAGACGGUGGAAAAUCACUUGGGCUAAAUUUGCAUGCUGUGUUUGGAGAACUUUGGCUGUAACAAUAUUGAUGGAAAUCCACUCCCUUUUCCUCAGAUAGUUUACCCUAGGUCAUUGGGUUUACUUACUUAGCCAAUGUCUUUUGGUUGAUAUGCUCAGACUUGGCUGAUCAUCUAGACCCUAGAGCCUAGGUGGUGUGUAGUGGUAUCGAAAAGGAACACUGUGCACCUAGACAAGGAACUGAUUGAAUGAAUAAUGUGUACCCUGGUCACCUGCUUCACCCUUCAGAAGCUCUUUGAAUGGAAAGCAAGGAGCUCCCAUUGACUUUCAACAAUCACAAAGCAUAAUACUGCCUACUAGCCUAUGCUUUCACCCAUUUCCCCCUCCAUGUCUCCCUGCUUUAGAAAAACAGCGCAUUUCUGUGUUUGGGUUUUUACUGUGAGUUACUGCAGGAGGAAUGUUGAGUGAAUGCAGGCUGUAUUGAUGUUAAUUGUGGUGUGGUUGUUUAUGAGUUCUUAUGUGGGUGAUGUGUGUUUUAACUACUUUGGCUUCGAGAAGGCAGCUCCCAUAACAUCAGACCUAGCUUCAACACAACCAGAUUAGUUAGGCCUAGUAUAUAUCACUGUAGAGCACUGAUACUCAAUAAGGUUAGCAAUAGAGCCGUUUAUGGAAAACAACAAGACAUUGUUCAGUAUGACAGUGUGGGUGUGUCCUGUCCUGACCCUUGCUCUCCCCUCGCUCCUGUAGGAGAGAGGUCCAAACUGCAGGCGCGUAGCUCCAGUGCUAUCCGGCGGACAUCUUCCCUGGACGCCAUUAUGGGGCCGUACCUCACAGGCCAGUGGCCUCGUGACUCCCACGGACCCUACCCUUCCUGCAUGAAAGACAAAGCCACACAGGUAACUUUAGGCCAAAGGACCCAUAAAAGCUAAUGGUGCACAUCAUAAUAAUUUCUUUAAAAGCAUAUGUUUUCUAAAUCAAGUUUCUCUUUAGGAAAACACGUACUGGGUUUAUUUUGACCACAAUUUUCCUGGGUAGCAUUCCACACAUCAGCACUCACUAUUCUGGUCAACGUGAUUGACCGUUCAAUGCAGUUUGAGAAUGGGCAGAUUUUUGUGGUUAUGAACCCACAUUGAAUAUGUAUGAUGAUGGCAGGGCCAUUGACCAUGGCCGCGCUGUCCGUCCUAAUAGAAUCCUUUCAUGUGGCUGAAUGAGCGCCGCCCAGCCUCAUUUACAUGGCUUCAUCCCUUUAACCCUUCAUUCACCUUGGGGCUCUUUGUUUAGUCUUCGGAAGUGGUGAGGGGGUCUCCAGGUUCAAGUUGCUACAUAUAGAAUCAACGUUCCCCUAAUGAUGGUGUGGACUGCUUCACUUAAACCACUUGGAUUAGGAAAAGCACAAGCUCCCCAAGUACAGUCACAGACUAGCUUCUUCCUGUUAACAAAAUAUCCCAUUACCCCAAAUCGCCUGUAACACUGCAACAGCAAAAAAAACCUGGGACAAAAAGUCCCAGCUCUUUGUUGUAGCACACAAUCUAGAGACGGAGGUGAAGUUGUUUGCACCUGUCCCUCAGGCGAUGGUUGGGGCGAGGAGAGGAAUCCCACUGCUUACCACCUGGCCCUCGUGGCUGGCCCGUCUGCCUUUGUGUGGGAGUGAGGAGCGGAGGGCCAUACAUAUGCUAAUCACUGUUCCGGGAUAGAUCUAUCUGCCCUAGGCCCUGUGGUUACAGAACACAGAGAAUGUCUGUAUGAAGAUUAAACAGACACACACACACACACAGGCAGACAGACAGAGUGCAAUGAUUGCAUGUGUGCGCACACACACACCAGACUAAAGACUGUCUUAAUCUUUGUUUUUAGAAUUGUGUUACACAGGCAGGAUGUGGACAGUCUAUUAUCGAUGACAAUCAACUCAGCAUGUUUUACUUAUGAGUUGUCUAAAGUAAGCAGUUAUACAUUACUGCUCAUUCCAUGUUCUUCAAGCAGCUUGAAUCCAUAAUAAGCGUUUUGUCAAAGAUAUUUAUCUAUUCUCUAAAAUGUUCCUCAUGUUUUAGAGACGUGCAUACUGUAAGAUACAGUGCAUUCAGAAAGUAUUCAGACUUCAUGACUUUUUGUUACGUUACAGCCUUGUUCUAAAAUGGAUUCAAUUGUUUUUUUCCUUCAUCAAUCUACACACAAUACCCCAUAAUGACAAAGCAAAAACAGGUUUUUAGACAUUUUUGCAAAUAAAAAACUGAAACAUCACAUUUUACAUAAGUAUUCAAACCCUUUACUCAGUACUUAAUUGAAGCACCUUUGGCAGCGAUUAAAUCCUAGAGUCUUCUUGGGUAUAACGCUACAAGCUUGGCACACCUGUAUUUGGGGAGUUUCUCCCAUUCUUCUCUGCAGAUCCUCUCAAGCUCUGUCAGGUUGGAUGGGGAGCAUCGCUGCACAGUUAUUUUCAGGUCUCUCCAGAGAUGUUCGAUCGGGUUCAAGUCCGGGCUCUGGCUGGGCCACUCAAGGACAUUCAGAGACUUGCCCCGAAGCCACUCCUGCAUUGUCUUGGCUGUUUGCUUAGGGUCGUUGUCCUUUUGGAAUGUGAACCUUUGCCCCAGUCUGAGGUCCUGAGCGCUCUGGAGCAGGUUGUCAUCAAGGAUCUCUCUGUACUUUGCUCCGUUCAUCUUUCCCUCGAUCCUGACCAGUCUCCCAGUCCCUGCCACUGAAAAACAUCCCCACAGCAUGAUGCUGCCACCACCAUGCUUCACCGUAGGGAUGGUGCCAGGUUUCCUCCAGAUGUGACACUUGGCAUUCAGGUCAAAGAGUUCAAUCUUGGUUUCAUCAGACCAGACAAUCUUGUUUCUCAUGGUCUGAGAGUCCUUUAGGUGCCUUUUGGCAAACUUCAAGUGGGCUGUCAUGUGCCUUUUACUGAGGAGUGGCUUCCGUCUGGCCACUCUACCAUAAAGGCCUGAUUGGUGGAGUGCUGCAGAGGUGGUUGUCCUUAUGAAAGGUUCUCCCAUCUCCACAGAGGAACUCUGGAGCUGUGUCAAAGUGACCAUCGGGUUCUUGGUCACUUCCCUGACCAAGGCCCUUCUCCCCCGAUUUCUCAGUUUGGCCGGGCGGCCAGCUCUUUGUGGUUCCAGACUUUGUGGUUCCAUUUUAAGAAUGAUGGAAGCCACUGUGUUCUUGGGGACCUUUAAUGCUGCAGACAUUUUUUGGUACCCUUCCCCAGAUCUGUGCCUCGACACAAUCCUGUCACGGAGCUCUAUGGACAAUUCCUUCGACCUCAUGACUUGGUUUUUGCUCUGACAUGCACUGUUAACUGUGGGACCUUAUAUAGACAGGUGUGUGCCUUUCCAAAUCAUGUUCAAUCAAUUGAAUUUGCCACAGGUGGACUCCAAUGACAUUGUAGAAACAUCUCAAGGAUGAUCAAUGGAAACAGGAUGCACCUGAGCUCAAUUUUGAGUCUCAUAGCAAAGGGUCUGAAUACUUAUGUAAAUAAGGUAUUUCUGUUUUAUUUUUUUAGAAAUUUGCUAAAAUGUCUAAAUUGGCAUUAUGGGGUAUUGUGUGUAGAUUGAUGAGGAAAACGUUUAUUUAAUCCAUUUUAGAAUAAGGCUGUAACGUAACAAAAUGUGGAAAAGGGAAGAGGUCUGAAUACUUUCAGAAUACGCUGUAGAUGAGAAGACCAAGAAGCUCACAGAACCAGAACUUAAUGCCCUCAUCAACUCAAAUCAGACCAAAUGAUAGCAGUGGCAUUCUAUACUCUUGCCUCAGUAUGUAAACUAAACAAACCAACUUGAAUUCCAUUGUAAAUCCAUUGAUGUUCAGUAUCCCUGCUGGGGAAUCAAACAGGAUUUUAAGUGGGGUGAGAAUCAUUUAACAUGACCCGUACGCUGUGAAAGUAAAGUACGCUAACUUUAUUUCACCAGAGCAUUAUCUGGCAUAACACCUGGCACACAAACCCACAAGGCAGGCUGGAAGUGCAAAAAUUACCUUGAUACAAGUGUCUUGAAGUAAACAAAGCUGGGAGCUCUGUGAACAGACACUUCAUUUGUUGUUAAAAAUAAACAUUUAAAUUGUUAUUCAAAUGAUGAUAAGUAGCCUAUGGCAAUGCUAUGUUCUUGUACCAUUUUAUCUAUUUGCUGAAGGGUAGGCUUUAGUAGUACUGGAGAACUAGGCUAGUUAAUAACUAAUAAAGUUAAUAAUAUCCAUAUUCUUAACAUCUCAAUAUAACUUUUUGCAAAGUUAACACUUAGCAGUGGAAACUUUCCUUUCACUAUUCAUUCAGCCCUCAAUGUUUGGCUCUAGCAUCAAACACCACAGCAAUACCAUAGCCAUGUACAAAAUGUUACUCUAAACGGUAGCACAUCUGUCAUCCAGCAUAGUGGCCUCUUUAUUGGAGCACAAGCACCCGUUUAAACCGUUUGUCCUUUCUGAAGAGCAAUGUGCCAGUAGCCAGCCCUAACGCUUCACUGGUGUUCUUCAUAUUGCAUAUCAUAGAGUGGGUCUUUUGUGUAACGUUGUGCGUUAUAGAGGAUGUUUUGUUUUUCGACAAGGGUCAAACGUAAGGCAGUACGAGGACAUUGACAUUUAAGAUGCUUCACUCUACUGUAUUGACCACGACUCCUUGGAGGACCAAUGUCACUGUUGAUAUGCAUAAUCAAAGGGAAGUGCAUCAUGGUUGCUAACAUGCUUUUGAAACAUCCCGUCUCUUUUUUGCAUGUAUUUUACAUAAGUUAACCGUUUCCUUAUUUAUGUAAAGGUUGCAUUCUUGUAGACACUAGAGCACUUUUCUCUAUCUGCUGUAGUGGAGAAAGAGCAGACAUUUCCCACAGAAUUACCAGCUAGUAGUUAGUAUGUAGUAUGUCAGUCACCAACCACAAAUUAGCCUUUGGCAAUCUGUCCCAAUGUGGAUUGUCGUUACAACUGUAAGGAUACUACUUUAAGUAGUAGCUAUCACACAUGUUAUUACUGUUUUGUGCUUCUGGUGAGCUGCAUCCAUCUUUAUCCCGCAAAUACCAUUUUUGACUCAUUUGAUUGUUUCCAGAUGUGUGCAUCUCUAGCGGAAGGCACAGGGGUCAUGAUUGCUUUCACCCACCUCUCUCUCAUCUGUUAAUCUCAAUGAACUCCAGAGUCUUGUCUCAGUCUUCCUGAAUUCCAUACAAAUGAAGGGGAUGAUGUGGGUGUAUUUGUUUAUCCACUGCUUAGAGUGUGUGUGUGUGUGUGUGUGUGUGUGUGUGUGUGUGUGUGUUUCAGACUCCUGGUCUGUGGAUAGAGGAUGCUGGAGGGGAGCAGGGAAGCCCACACCAGCGGUCAGCCUCCUGGGGUAGCGCAGACCAUCUGAAAGAGGUAGGUGCCACACUCAAAUUUCCUAGCAUAUAUAGGCUAGCCUACACACUCUCUGCAUGACCUGUGUCUCUAGCCAAAACAACUGUAAGGAGCGCUAUCCUAUUAUUUGUAAUCCAAUACUGUAACCAAUGUCAACACCAUAACUCUCUGAGGAGUUUAACGUUAGACCAGAAUAGCUGGUCUGUCACAAAACAUCCAGCAAGAGUUGUAUUGUUGACAUUAUUGGAGCUGCACUGUAUGUGCACAGUCAAAUAUACUUCCAACAUGUUUUUGUCAGGGCUUUGAGGUUCAGCCAUUACUUGAAAUGUGUUUUAUUUGUCAGGAUAUGAGGUUCAGUUAAAUAUUAUGCUCCUGAAGGUCGGUUUCCAUGCGCGUUGCCUGGCUGAAUUAGUGGCUAGCUGGAGACCACAUUGAGCUAUUAGUUCUCUAGCUCUUCCAGACCACACUCUUUAUUUAACCUUCCUUUCCCUCUGUAGCCUAGUCCGUCGCAUCUCAUUGUGGCUGGUUGUUUUGAGAGGGGGAGCAGGCACUGAACUUGUCUGCAGGGUGUAACAGCCAUAUCAUUUCCCCCUCAGCUUGGCCCUGUUGAUACUCUAGUGCAGGGGUGUCAAACUCAUUUUAGCUCAGGGGCCACAUGGAGGAAAAUCUAUUCCCGAGUGGGCCGGACCGGAAAAAUCAUGGUAUAUAUAACUUAAAAACAACAACUUCAGAUUGUUUUCUUUGUUUUAAUACGAUCAACAUAAAGCUGGAGCCUGAGGACAGUGUGUCCAAAAUAGUACAAGCACAACAUCACUAUUAAUCAUAAAACACGUCAAGUUUAUUUGAAAAUUCUAAAGAAAAAGAACACACAAACACACAAUGCCUCAGUGAUUAACAGAACUGUUUCACAGAUCACAGAACUAUAUCAGGGUGUCAUUUCUCAGGCAGAAAUGUAGAUAAAAAUAAUGAAAUCCUGUUCCCCAAACAAGUGCAAGAACCACAGAGUCAAGAAUAGGUUAAAUAUACAAAUAAAAUAAAAACAAUUAAAAACAAUAGCACAUCAACAUAAAAACAUAUAAACAUAAAGCUGGAGCCUGAGGACAGUGUGUCCAAAAGCACAACAUCACUAUUAAUCAUAAAACACCUCAAGCUAUUUGAAAGUUCUGAGGACAAAGAACACACAAACACACAAUGCCUCAGUGAUUCACAGAAGUAUAUCACAGAUCACAGAACUAUAUCAGGGUGUCAUUUCUCAGGCAGAAAUGUAGAUAGAUAUAGUGAAAUCCUGUUCCCCAAACAAGUGCAAGAACCACAGAGUCAAGAAUAGGUUAAAUAUACAAAUAAAAUAAAAACAAUUAAAAACAAUAGCACAUCAACAUAAAAACAUAUAAACAUAAAGCUGGAGCCUGAGGACAGUGUGUCCAAAAGCACAACAUCACUAUUAAUCAUAAAACACCUCAAGCUAUUUGAAAGUUCUGAGGACAAAGAACACACAAACACACAAUGCCUCAGUGAUUCACAGAAGUAUAUCACAGAUCACAGAACUAUAUCAGGGUGUCUCAUGCAGCACUUUAAGUGGGGUUGCAUAGUUUAUUUGACUCCUGAUACCUGGCAUCUUUUAGCUUUCACCAGCGCAUCAAUAUCAGGCGUCACAUCCUGAGUGGCAGCCAACUUCAGGAUGUGAUUCAAGUGCUUGUGCGUGAGCCUUGAGCGCAGCUUUGUUUUAUUUAUGCUCAUUACACAGAACUUGCUCACAAAGAUAUGUGGUUCCAAACAUGCACAACAGUUUUGCAGCGAGGGCUGUCAAGUUGGGGUAACCUGGCAAGAGAUUCUGAUAAAAAUGUGUCCAAGCCAGCUGCGGCAAAUUUGCCCUUCAAAUCCGAGUCACACUGCAAGUCUAUUAUUUCAAGUUGGAUGCUGACGGGCAGAUCAGAGGGAUUCACGGUGAAUGGCGAGCAAAAAACGUUGAAGUCUUUCUCCAGUUCACCAAAAAUCUGAAAGUGUUGCUCAAACUCCCGUAACAGUCCCGUUAUUUUAUCUUUGAACCGCUUCAUGUCUGCCACAUGUUGGGUCGCGCACACAUUUUUCAGACAGGGGAAGUGAGCUGCAUCACCACCGGCGAGUUGCGUCUCCCACAAUGACAGCUUCAACUUGAAAGAACGUAUGCUGUCAUAAAACUGCGUGACAACUUUGUUGCGCCCAUGCAGCUGUUUGUUCAAGUUAUUCAGGUGCUCUGUAACAUCCACCAUAAAUGCAAGGUCCUGCAUCCAUUCUGCGGAAUUAAAUUCUAACACUGGUUUGCCCUUUUCUUCCAUGAACUGUUCCAUUUCUUCUCGUAAAUCAAAGAAACGCCUCAGCCCAGCACCUCGGCUUAACCAUCUUACCUCAGUGUGGUAUGGCAGGCCAUAGAUGUGGUCUUUCUCUCUGAGAAGGCUGUCAAACUGACGGUGAUUCAGGCUUCUGGAUCGGAUGAAAUUAACAGUUUGGAUGACCACCUUCAUGACGUUAUCCAUCUUUAAUGACUUGCAACACAAAGCCUCCUGGUGCAAAAUACAGUGAAAAGUCAAAAAAUCACGUCCUCCAGAUUGACAAGAUUGUCAUAUUUGUCGGCAUGAAGACUCACAUAGUGGCGACGAAGGUUAUAUUCUUUCAGCACUGCAACAUGCUGUGAACACACCAAACAUACAGCUUUCCCAUUCAAUUCCGUGAAUAAAUAGGAGGAUGACCAUUUUUCUUGGAACACUCUACACUCUGUGUCCACUUUUCUCUUUUUUGACAGAGACUUAUUGGGGCAAUGAGGGUGCCAAAGCACAUAAUGUUAAAAGUAGAAGCCGUAAUAAAUAUCGCGGGCAAAACAAAGUAGCUCAUCCGGACUGGCUGCACGUGCUUGACCUACUUGCUCUGCCCCGGUAUAAACAGUUUGCUUGCUUAACACAAUUGCUAUUGCGCCAUCCAGUGGACGCAAUUGGAACAGCAGUUUAUUUUAUUGAAAAAUUGCAGGGCAUUUUUAUACUUUACAAAAUCAUUUCGCGGGCCGGAUUAAACCCGUUUGCGGGCCUGAUCCGGCCCGCGGGCCGGACGUUUGACACCCCUGCUCUAGUGACAAGGAUGAACCUUAUCUAACUCCAUAAAGGCCUACUCCUCCUGCAAACAACACAUAUAUAAGCUUGUUACAGUCUGCUGGCUUUUGCUCAAGAGCAACAUAGCAAAACAAUGGUAUUGAGGCUUUUGAAAUGGGCUGACUUACAUAAGAUAGGCCUGUUAGAUGACCGAUAAACACUAAAUGGAUGCAAUGUUCUCUCACUAUGUUGAGAUGUUUCUUUUUGUUCUUGACAUGAUUAUGAUGAUAUACUGUACUGUAUGUACAUGUAGUAACAUACAGUAUAGCAACAUGUACAUGUUUCUAAAGAUACUAAUGAUUAAGUUUAUCUAAGUCGCCCAUUGUAGCGUAUAAAAGUAGCAAUAGGUACAUUUGGAUUUGGCAUGUAGUCUUACAUAUUGUCAAUGAAAUGUAUUAUUUUAGCUGACACUUAUCCUGAGAGACCCAGUCAUAUAUAGCCAAAGGCCAAAUCCUCCCACCCAACAGUGAGUGGUACUAUACAGUAGAGAUGGGGGAGGGGGAUCAAUACAGUAAGCAGGGGUGUUCAAAUCUUACCCUACGAGGUCCGGAUUUUCUGUUCUACCUGAUAAUUAAUUGCACCCACCUGGUGUGCCAGGUCUAAAUCAGUCCCUGAUUAGAGGGGAACAAAAAAAAACGCAGUGUAACUGGCUUCGAGGUCCAGAGUUGAGUUUCAAGGCAGUAGAGUAUCGCAAUAUUGUUUUGGUCGAUUAUAUAUCGAUACUGUUGACUCCAAGUAUUGAUUUGUAAAAAAUAAAAUACAAGAUAACGUUAGCUAGCGCUAGUCAGGUGUACCUGCGCCAGAACUCAGGUAUUUAUCAUCCUAUAGCUAGUUCUCCAACUCAUUUUGUCAUGGCUUUCUCUUCUCCGUCUGCAGCAGACAUAUAGUGAGCAAUAUGUUUGGAACAUCAAAUCGCAAUAAAAUCGCAGUAUCCAAUCGCAAUACAUACAGAAUCGUGAUACGUAUAGAAUUGCAAUACAUAUCGUAUCGCUCACCUAAGUAUUGUGAUCAUAUUGUGAGGUCCAGCCCUUUAAUACAAUGAGCUUUACACUGCUUUGUUCUUGCUCAUCUUCAGAAACCUCAUAUGGAUUGCCUUGUCAUUAUUGACUCCUAUCAUGUACUCUCUCAAUGCAAGUCAAUCCAGAUGAACCACACUGUACUGUACUAUAAUAACCUCUAUGGAUGACAUGGGACUGUUUUAUAAUAACCUCUAUGGAUGACAUGGUACUGUACUAUAAUAACAUCUAUGGAUGACAUGUUACUGUACUAUAAUAACCUCUAUGGAUGACAGGGUACUGUUUUAUAAUAACCUCUAUAGAUGACAUGGUACUGUACUAUAAUAACCUCUAUGGAUGACAUGGUACUGUUCUAUAAUAACCUCUAUGGAUGACAUGGUACUGUUCUAUAAUAACCUGUAUGGAUGACAUGGUGCUGUUGUAUAAUAACCUCUAUGGAUGACAGGGUACUGUUUUAUAAUAACCUCUAUAGAUGACAUGGUACUGUACUAUAAUAACCUCUGUGGAUGACAUGGUACUGUUCUAUAAUAACCUCUGUGGAUGACAUGGUACUGUUCUAUAAUAACCUGUAUGGAUGACAUGGUACUGUACUAUAAUAACCUCUAUGGAUGACAUGGUACUGUAGUAUAAUAACCUCUAUGAGUGACUUGGUACUGUACUAUAAUAACCUCUAUGGAUGACAUGGUACUGUAGUAUAAUAACCUCUAUGGAUGACAUGGUACUGUUCUAUAAUAACCUCUAUGGAUGACAUGGUACUGUAGUAUAAUAACCUCUAUGGAUGACAUGGUACUGUAGUAUAAUAACCUCUAUAGAUGACUUGGUACUGUACUAUAAUAACCUCUAUGGAUGACAUGGUACUGUAGUAUAAUAACCUCUAUGGAUGACAUGGUACUGUACUAUAAUAACCUCUAUGGAUGACAUGGUACUGUAGUAUAAUAACCUCUAUGAGUGACUUGGUACUGUACUAUAAUAACCUCUAUGGGUGACAUGGUACUGUACUAUAAUAACCUCUAUGAGUGACUUGGUACUGUACUAUAAUAACCUCUAUGGAUGACAUGGUACUGUAGUAUAAUAACCUCUAUGAGUGACUUGGUACUGUACUAUAAUAACCUCUAUGGAUGACAUGGUACUGUAGUAUAAUAACCUCUGUGGAUGACAUGGUGCUGUAGUAUAAUAACCUCUAUGAGUGACUUGGUACUGUACUAUAAUAACCUCUGUGGAUGACAUGGUACUGUACUAUAAUAACCUCUGUGGAUGACAUGGUACUGUACUAUAAUAACCUCUAUGAGUGACUUGGUACUGUACUAUAAUAACCUCUAUGGAUGACAUGGUACUGUUCUAUAAUAACCUGUAUGGAUGACAUGGUGCUGUUGUAUAAUAACCUCUAUGGAUGACAGGGUACUGUUUUAUAAUAACCUCUAUAGAUGACAUGGUACUGUACUAUAAUAACCUCUGUGGAUGACAUGGUACUGUUCUAUAAUAACCUCUGUGGAUGACAUGGUACUGUUCUAUAAUAACCUGUAUGGAUGACAUGGUACUGUACUAUAAUAACCUCUAUGGAUGACAUGGUACUGUAGUAUAAUAACCUCUAUGAGUGACUUGGUACUGUACUAUAAUAACCUCCAUGGGUGACAUGGUACUGUACUAUAAUAACCUCUAUGAGUGACUUGGUACUGUACUAUAAUAACCUCUAUGGAUGACAUGGUACUGUAGUAUAAUAACCUCUAUGAGUGACUUGGUACUGUACUAUAAUAACCUCUAUGGAUGACAUGGUACUGUAGUAUAAUAACCUCUAUGGAUGACAUGGUACUGUACUAUAAUAACCUCUGGAUGACAUGGUACUGUAGUAUAAUAACCUCUAUGAGUGACUUGGUACUGUACUAUAAUAACCUCUAUGGGUGACAUGGUACUGUACUAUAAUAACCUCUAUGAGUGACUUGGUACUGUACUAUAAUAACCUCUAUGGAUGACAUGGUACUGUAGUAUAAUAACCUCUAUGAGUGACUUGGUACUGUACUAUAAUAACCUCUAUGGAUGACAUGGUACUGUAGUAUAAUAACCUCUGUGGAUGACAUGGUGCUGUAGUAUAAUAACCUCUAUGAGUGACUUGGUACUGUACUAUAAUAACCUCUGUGGAUGACAUGGUACUGUACUAUAAUAACCUCUGUGGAUGACAUGGUACUGUACUAUAAUAACCUCUAUGAGUGACUUGGUACUGUACUAUAAUAACCUCUAUGGAUGACAUGGUACUGUUCUAUAAUAACCUCUGUGGAUGACAUGGUACUGUAGUAUAAUAACCUCUAUGAGUGACUUGGUACUGUACUAUAAUAACCUCUAUGGAUGACAUGGUACUGUAGUAUAAUAACCUCUGUGGAUGACAUGGUACUGCACUAUAAUAACCUCUAUGGAUGACAUGGUACUGUACUAUAAUAACCUCUGUGGAUGACAUGGUACUGUACUAUAAUAACCUCUGUGGAUGACAUGGUACUGUACUAUAAUAACCUCUAUGGGUGACAUGGUACUGUACUAUAAUAACCUCUAUGAGUGACUUGGUACUGUACUAUAAUAACCUCUAUGGAUGACAUGGUACUGUAGUAUAAUAACCUCUAUGAGUGACUUGGUACUGUACUAUAAUAACCUUUAUGGAUGACAUGGUACUGUAGUAUAAUAACCUCUGUGGAUGACAGGGUACUGUUUUAUAAUAACCUCUAUAGAUGACAUGGUACUGUACUAUAAUAACCUCUAUGGAUGACAUGGUACUGUUCUAUAAUAACCUCUAUGGAUGACAUGGUACUGUUCUAUAAUAACCUGUAUGGAUGACAUGGUGCUGUAGUAUAAUAACCUCUAUGGAUGACAGGGUACUGUUUUAUAAUAACCUCUAUAGAUGACAUGGUACUGUACUAUAAUAACCUCUGUGGAUGACAUGGUACUGUUCUAUAAUAACCUCUGUGGAUGACAUGGUACUGUUCUAUAAUAACCUGUAUGGAUGACAUGGUACUGUACUAUAAUAACCUCUAUGGAUGACAUGGUACUGUAGUAUAAUAACCUCUAUGAGUGACUUGGUACUGUACUAUAAUAACCUCUAUGGAUGACAUGGUACUGUAGUAUAAUAACCUCUAUGGAUGACAUGGUACUGUUCUAUAAUAACCUCUAUGGAUGACAUGGUACUGUAGUAUAAUAACCUCUAUGGAUGACAUGGUACUGUUCUAUAAUAACCUCUAUGGAUGACAUGGUACUGUAGUAUAAUAACCUCUAUGGAUGACAUGGUACUGUAGUAUAAUAACCUCUAUAGAUGACAUGGUACUGUACUAUAAUAACCUCUAUGGAUGACAUGGUACUGUAGUAUAAUAACCUCUAUGGAUGACAUGGUACUGUACUAUAAUAACCUCUAUGGAUGACAUGGUACUGUAGUAUAAUAACCUCUAUGAGUGACUUGGUACUGUACUAUAAUAACCUCCAUGGGUGACAUGGUACUGUACUAUAAUAACCUCUAUGAGUGACUUGGUACUGUACUAUAAUAACCUCUAUGGAUGACAUGGUACUGUAGUAUAAUAACCUCUAUGAGUGACUUGGUACUGUACUAUAAUAACCUCUAUGGAUGACAUGGUACUGUAGUAUAAUAACCUCUAUGGAUGACAUGGUACUGUACUAUAAUAACCUCUAUGGAUGACAUGGUACUGUAGUAUAAUAACCUCUAUGAGUGACUUGGUACUGUACUAUAAUAACCUCUAUGGGUGACAUGGUACUGUACUAUAAUAACCUCUAUGAGUGACUUGGUACUGUACUAUAAUAACCUCUAUGGAUGACAUGGUACUGUAGUAUAAUAACCUCUAUGAGUGACUUGGUACUGUACUAUAAUAACCUCUAUGGAUGACAUGGUACUGUAGUAUAAUAACCUCUGUGGAUGACAUGGUGCUGUAGUAUAAUAACCUCUAUGAGUGACUUGGUACUGUACUAUAAUAACCUCUGUGGAUGACAUGGUACUGUACUAUAAUAACCUCUGUGGAUGACAUGGUACUGUACUAUAAUAACCUCUAUGAGUGACUUGGUACUGUACUAUAAUAACCUCUAUGGAUGACAUGGUACUGUUCUAUAAUAACCUCUGUGGAUGACAUGGUACUGUAGUAUAAUAACCUCUAUGAGUGACUUGGUACUGUACUAUAAUAACCUCUAUGGAUGACAUGGUACUGUAGUAUAAUAACCUCUGUGGAUGACAUGGUACUGCACUAUAAUAACCUCUAUGGAUGACAUGGUACUGUACUAUAAUAACCUCUGUGGAUGACAUGGUACUGUACUAUAAUAACCUCUGUGGAUGACAUGGUACUGUACUAUAAUAACCUCUAUGGGUGACAUGGUACUGUACUAUAAUAACCUCUAUGAGUGACUUGGUACUGUACUAUAAUAACCUCUAUGGAUGACAUGGUACUGUAGUAUAAUAACCUCUAUGAGUGACUUGGUACUGUACUAUAAUAACCUUUAUGGAUGACAUGGUACUGUAGUAUAAUAACCUCUGUGGAUGACAUGGUGCUGUAGUAUAAUAACCUCUAUGAGUGACUUGGUACUGUACUAUAAUAACCUCUGUGGAUGACAUGGUACUGUACUAUAAUAACCUCUGUGGAUGACAUGGUACUGUACUAUAAUAACCUCUGAGUGACUUGGUACUGUACUAUAAUAACCUCUAUGGAUGACAUGGUACUGUUCUAUAAUAACCUCUGUGGAUGACAUGGUACUGUAGUAUAAUAACCUCUAUGAGUGACUUGGUACUGUACUAUAAUAACCUCUAUGGAUGACAUGGUACUGUAGUAUAAUAACCUCUGUGGAUGACAUGGUACUGCACUAUAAUAACCUCUAUGGAUGACAUGGUACUGUACUAUAAUAACCUCUGUGGAUGACAUGGUACUGUACUAUAAUAACCUCUGUGGAUGACAUGGUACUGUACUAUAAUAACCUCUGUGGAUGACAUGCAGGGAAGGGCAUCCUAUAGAGUAGACAUACUCUUUCUGUGUACUGUAUAGCCAGGAUUAUAAGAAUCAGCAUUAAAAGACCUCGCCUUAGUCUGCAUUAUAUUACUGAUGAUGUUAUGAUUAUAUAACCAGUACAGAAACAAAAUAACCCUUUGACUUCACUUAUGUUUGAUCAUAGCUACAUCCAUAAAAGCCCUCUCUUUACAGCAUUUUUCAAGUUCAUUCUGAAUCUGUGGACAAAUUACUCGAAUGCUGGAGAAAUGCUGUUCUGAGGAAAACCAAAAAAAACAAUGCAACUCCGAGGAAGCUUAGUGGCACUCCGCUGCGCAUCGUGGCACACCUUCCACAUCGUGCAUUAUUUUCCAUCGAACGCAUUGCCCCUCAUUGAUUAUCCCUUACCUACAGCUUUGUACCUUUGCUAAAGGCAUAUUCUAUUGAAUUAUACCUCAAGUAUAGCCUGGUGGUCCAGUCUGUUUGUGCUUUAGCCAACUCCUCUCUGCCAUGUAUGACAUGAAACAAUAGAAGUGUUGGCUACACAGCACAUACAGUAUGGGGCCACCAGGCUACCUUGAAUGUCCAUUGAGAACCAUUCAUUUUUCUCUGAGAUAAACCCCCUGUCUUUCUCCAGCAGAUUGCUAAACUCAGGCUGCAGCUCCAGCGCAGUAAACAGGUCAGCCGCCAGAGCAAAGACCGGGAUCAGCAGCCGGGUCUACACACCAGCACCACAUGCCAACCCCAGGUGAGUUAUACCCUACUGCUGCCUCCCUGUGUCUGCCACCCAGAUCACAGGGCAUGGUAGCAUUGUACUAGUAUGGCGUCUGCCCCAAUGCUAUAUUCACAGUGGGAGUGUCACCGUACCAUGUACAACCUAAAAUAAAUACAUUUACAUUUACAUUUUAGUCAUUUAGCUGACGCUCUUAUCCAGAGCGACUUACAAAUACAGUACUUAUUAUGGAUAAUACUUGAUUGUAAAUUUAUAGACUAGGGUUUUGGUAGCCUGGGUGCCAGGCUGUUUCUGCUUCAGGCAACUUGUCCUUCCAAAACAACAAUGUGGCUUUGCUGUAGUGCAGAAUUGUUCAGGCAGUUGUUCAGGCAUGUUAUAUAUAUAUAUAUAUAUAUAUAUACUACCGUUCAAAGUUUGGGGUCACUUACAAAUGUCCUUGUUUUUGAAAGAAAAGCAAUUUUUUUUGUCCAUUAAAAUAACAUCAAAUUGAUUAGAAAUACAGUGUAGACAUUGUUAAUGUUGUAAAUGGCUGUUGUAGCUGGAAACGGCUGAUAAAAAAAAAAAAAGGAAUAUCUACAUAGGCGUACAGAGGCCCAUUAUCAGCAACCAUCAGUCGUGUUCCAAUGGCAUGUUGUGUUUGCUAAUCCAAGUUGAUCAUUUAAAAGGCUAAUUGAUCAUUAGAAAACCAUUUUGCAAUUAUGUUAGCACAGCUGAAAACUGUUGUGCUGAUUAAAGAAGCAAUAAAACUGGCCUUCUUGAGACUAGUUGAGUAUCUGGAGCAUCAGCAAUUGUGGGUUCGAUUACAGGAUCAAAAUGGCCAGAAACAAAUAAUUUUCUUCUGAAACUCGUCAGUCUAUUCUUGUUCUGAGAAAUUAAGGCUAUUCCAUGCGAGAAAUUGCCAAGAAACUGAAGAUCUCGUACAACGCUGUGUACUACUCCCUUCACAGAACAGCGCAAACUGGCUCUAACCAGAAUAGAAAGAGGAGUGGGAGGCCCCAGUGCACAACUGAGCAAGAGGACAAAUACAUUAGAGUGUCUAGUUUGAGAAACAGACGCCUCACAGGUCCUCAACUGGCAGCUUCAUUAAAUAAUACCCGCAAAACCCCAGUCUCAAUGUCAACAGUGAAGAGGUGACUCCGUGAUGCUGACCUUCUAGGGUUGCACAGAAAAAGCCAUAUCUCAGACUGGCCAAUAAAAAUAAAAUGUUAAGAUGGGCAGACUGAGAUAUGGCUUUUUCUUUGCAACUCUGCCUAGAAGGUCAACAUCCUGGUUAAUUGGCCUCUGUAUGCCUAUGUAGAUAUUCCAUUAACAAUCAGCCGUUUCCAGCUACAAUAGCCAUUUACAACAUUAACAAUGUCUACACUGUAUUUCUGAUCAAUUUGAUGUUAUUUUAAUGGAAGAAAAAAAAUGCUUUUCUUUUGAAAACAAGGACAUUUCUAAGUGACCCCAAACUUUUGAACUGUGGUGUAUAUGUCAAUAGAUGUUUAUACGUCAAUAUAUGUUUUAUGGAGUGUUAUAUUUUAUUUAGUUCACAAGUCCCUAUUCUGACAUUCUGACAAGACAGAGAGGGAGAGGAGGAGGAGAUGUCUGGGCAUGCCAAGUUCCCUGUAGUCUCUGUGUUUGUGGUGAAUUCAUUAACGGAUACUGAGCAACUGUAAACAAAGCACUGGGAAAAAGAACAUUAACUAAAUUAGCCAUGGUAUGACUUUCACUUGUGAUUGAUCAAUCUGUAUUAUCCUAUAUUAUCGUUGACCUCACUUUAAUAUCAUUUAACCUUAUAUUUUACCUCACAUAAAUCACAAUCUAUAGCAAUAUCAUACACUGAAAUACUGGGGAGAGCAGACAAUUGACUAGAUGUCUGUUUUAAAAUUAUCAUCGAAAAGCUACAAAACAUUUCCACCACCUAACAAAAUGUCAUUUAACCCUUGGUUUGCCAUAUUUUCCAGAAUAAGGUGGUUUCCACAGCCCUGUUGAAUAUCCCAGUGCCAAAGUCCCUCAUAUCGAGAGUGCCUAGCAGCGUGGAGGGCAUCAACCACGAGCUGGAGAAUGUGUUCAUCAGAGAGGACUGGAAGCAGGGAAUACAGGUGGGGACACACACACACACACUAUAUUCUCACUCACACUGAUUUAAAUUGCUGAGAGUUGAGUAGAGCUGUAAAUUGUGUGUGAAGUAGGGAAGUAAACCUUGACAGGUUAACAACAUUUCUCUCCCUGAAGCAUGUGCAUGCAUGUGGGCACUCGUGCACACACACAUAUUUAUGACCUGUAACGCAGCAAGCCUUCCUCAGCUCAGAAUCAGCUGUACCUUACAGCACAAGCAGAAGGGCUCUGAACGUUUUCAUACAGUAUCAAGCAUUAUCAUCUGCACUGGUAUUCGCUUUUCUGCUUGUCAUUCUAAUACCUCCACACAAACUGGAGUUUACAUGCAGUGUGAUAAUACUGAAAUUAACUGAAUGCAUUGAAUUUACUGCUGUAUGAUGAUCAAUAAUAACUUUAAAUGAUAUAGUGUCCUGCUGUGGUUCUUGCACUCCUUCAUCCUUCCCUCCAUCUCCACCUCUGACCUCUCAGGCUUUGGACGUGUUGGACGGCCACCGCGCCCCCUUUCAGCCUCAUCGCUACGGCAAUGGCGGUGACACACGCGACACGGAUACCCAGGCCCCCUCUAGUGGCGGUUCCAGCCCCUGGCCCUGCCCCUUCACCCCUGACCCCCUCCACUCCCCAGAAGGCAGCCCCUGCUCUGCAGAAGAGCUUGACAAAGGUAUUCCAUUCAGAUGCAUUUUUUGGCUUGCAUGAUCUAUUGCAUAUCUCAGGAGCAGAGUUUGUGAGCAUAGUUGAGCGGUUGGAAAUCCUGCUCAUCACUCCAUGUCCUUUCCUACCACUCUGUUAAAAACCGCUCUACGCUCACAGGAAAAAAAACUCCCACUCCAAAUUCGCUCCAUUAAUUAAAAUCACAAUUUAACAAUUUUUGUGAAUACCUGGACCUACCAAUUUGGUUUUUAAGUAUUGAUACCAAACCAUAUGGAUUUCAAUGAAAAGUAUUUGAAUAAACAUGAGAAGGUGAAUGUAAGAAGCGAACAUCAUUUCUAAUAGGCUACAUGUCAUAUUAAACAGCAUAUAAACACUCUAAAUAGGUCAGGAGCCAGACAGGGAGCCUAAGAAGGAACGAAAAUGGAUUAUUUCGGCUGUAUUAUUUAUAUUAUUUCAAGGCUGUAGCCUACAAAGAAAUACAUUGUAAAGCAUUUGCGAAUUGGACACAAUAGGCUUGUAGGGACAAAAAGCGCUCAGCAUUUAAACAAUAUUUUGUUGUAUUAAAUCGUUAUAGUCUAUAAAGUGUGCAUAUAGGCUGUGACUUUUUAAUUAAUUACAAAUUAAACGAAAAAUGACUUGUUAGUGACUUUGAAUUCAUUUUUAGAAACACGAGUUUGGCCAGUCUGUGGCUUCAGGCUCAUGUGAUGGUGCCUGGAGAGCCGGCCAGCAGCGGAGAAUAUCCUCUCCAUAAACACCCUUUUGGCCAAUCUUGCCAGGCUGGGCAGAAAUGCAGAGUUUUUUGUAUUAUUCUAUAGGUAGGCCUAAAGGUUUUUUGGCAAAAUAACCCAAUCAAUACAAGUAGACUACAAAUGCAUGCUGGGGCGGGCAUGCCCUGAGCUCGUGAAGUAAGCCCUACUUUGGGGCGAAAUAGGAGCGAGUGAGAAGGUAGACGCUCCAGCCUUUGGGAAUCGCGCUCCACGCUCCAAUCAAAUUGGGCACGUUCCGCUCAUAUACUCUGCUCAGGAGUCUAGUGAUUAGGAUUUGGUUAAUGAUAAAUGGCUCAUGCUAUAUUAAUACUGUGCCGUAUUAUAUGAAUCACCUCAUUGUCUUCUAUAGACAACAGAUCGCUAACACAUGUUCCUUUAAAGGGACAUAAGAUCACCACAAUGACCUGCUUACAUGUUUCAUUCUGUUUUCAGACAGCGGAUGCAGCUCUCCCCUUCCCAAGUUUGCCACCUCUCCCAAACCCAACAACAGCUACAUGUUCAAACGGGAGCCUCCGGAGGGGUGUGAGAGGGUCAAAGUGUUUGAAGAGAUGGUGUAAGUCUUCUCUCUCCUUUCAUGUUGCCAUCUUCACUACUUUGAGGGGUAUUUCUAAUUGUAAUGCUUCUCAACUUCAUAGUGCUACAUGUUUUAGUUUCUUUUUUUAAUUGGUCUGAUAGUGUAUGUCCUUAUGCCACUGUACAGAUGUAGGAUCUUCAUUUAGUUCUCCUGCAACAGUGUGAUCAAAUUAAGAUCCUACAUAUGUAGGGCUCUCCUACUGUAGGUGUUUCAUAUACACACUUUGGUAUGUGAUGAUAAAAAGAUGAAGACAUCUCCCUCUCUUUUCCUCCCCAGGUCUGGUGUCUCCAAAGGCUUCCCUCUUUUUUCAUGCCCAGACAAAAACAAGGUGAACUUCAUCCCCAGGGGCUCCGCCUUCUGUCCCGUCAAACUCCUCUGCUCCUCCCUCUUCACCACAACCUCUUCCAGCCCUGGUCUCCAUGGAAAAGGCAGCACAUGGCCCGAGGACGCCAUGACACCCACUAGUUCCACCACUCUAGCCUCCACUAACUGGAGCUCGUCUAUAGGCACAGACAUGGUCAGUAGCUCAGACACAGGCGUAGGCACCGACACAAGCACAGAGAACAGCACAGACAGUCUGAGCCGAGACACAGGCCCUAACACAGACACUAAUCAACUGACAAGCACAGCAAUGGUCUCAGACGGCCUGUCUACAGAUCCCUGCUCCACUACACACAUCCUUCUUACCAGCUAGUUCUCAGGGACAGUCCAGCUGCUGAGCAUUAGCCUGGUCCCAGAUCAGUUUGU
This is a messenger RNA of Coregonus sp. 'balchen', 22826 nucleotides long. The record is from the annotation of a GenBank genome assembly. NCBI's taxonomy places the organism in Eukaryota, Metazoa, Chordata, Actinopteri, Salmoniformes, Salmonidae.